Molecule: messenger RNA, 465 nt
Organism: Lachancea mirantina
Lineage: Eukaryota; Fungi; Ascomycota; Saccharomycetes; Saccharomycetales; Saccharomycetaceae
Source: the annotation of a GenBank genome assembly
AUGACGGAUGAUAUUCAAGGUGUUGAGCAGUCUCCGCUUGUUGAAUUAUUUUUUAGCCAAAUCAACACCCUAAUGAAGUCGUCAAUAAGACGACUUAAAGAUCGUUGUUCUGAUUUGGGUUGGGCAUCUAUACUGCUAGGAAUUGCAACCUCGCUGGCAACUUACACGCUAUUCAAAACAGUCGACGAAUGUAGGGCAAACAAAGCAUCUUUUUCGUGCCUACAAUAUGGAUUAUUGAGUGUUGCUUUAUUAGCAGCUACUGUUGCUUGUUUUCUUGACGUUUCAAAGCUAGUUUACCAGAAGCUACAAUUAGGGAGGCUGUUCAAUCGGGCUGCUGCUGCACCACCAAAUUCAGUAGAAAUGGUUGACCAAAAUGAACCGGUUUCCCAGUCUACUGUUACACCACUAAGUUCAGGUGAAAUCGUUGACCAAACUGAGGCGGCGUCCGAGUCUACAGUUGCAUAA